AUGUCCACCCCCCACCGCAUCCCCGGCCUCUCCGCCUUCUCCCGCACCCAAAUAACCGCCGCCCAAUACGCCUCCCACGGCCGGACGCUCCAAGAAACCCACGCCUCCUCCCUGCAGACCCAACUCGCCGUCUUCCAGUCCCUGCUCCACCAGUUCGCCGUCACGCACGCCAAGGACAUCCGCUCCAACCCGACCUUCCGCGCCGAGUUCGCCAGGAUGUGCAACGCCAUCGGCGUGGAUCCGCUCGCGUCGAGCCAUACUGCGAGAGGCGCGGGAGGGAAGGAGGCCGGUGGCAGCUUCUGGAGCCAGAUGCUGGGCGGGAGCGUGAAUGAUUUCUAUUUCGAGUUGGCUGUGAGGGUUGUGGAGGUGUGUCGGGAUACGAGGGCCGAGAAUGGGGGGUUGGUCGCUGUGGCGGAGGUGAGGCAGAGGGUGCAGAAGGGACGGGGGGUCGGGGGUGGGAUGGAGGUUUCGGAUGACGAUAUUCUCCGCGCCGUCAAGUCGCUCGAGCCGCUGGGCUCGGGCUUUACGAUCUUGAAUCUGGGACACAAGCAGAUGAUACGGUCGGUGCCGAAGGAGCUGAACACGGACCAGUCGACUGUGCUGGAGGCGAUACAGGUGCUUGGGCAUGUCACGCUGUCGAUGCUGCGGAUCAACCUUAACUGGGAGCGGCCGCGGGCUAUCGCUGUCAUUGACGAUCUGAUGGCGGACUCUCUGGUUUGGGUGGAUAAGCAGGCGGAUGAGACGGAGUAUUGGUCGCCCACGUUCAUUCAUGAUACGGGAGGGCAGUAG
This is a messenger RNA of Coniosporium apollinis CBS 100218, 789 nucleotides long. RefSeq lists its product as uncharacterized. The transcript is spliced from 2 exons. The record is from RefSeq and is a predicted model, not a curated record. NCBI's taxonomy places the organism in Eukaryota, Fungi, Ascomycota, Dothideomycetes. Gene Ontology annotation, biological process: protein transport to vacuole involved in ubiquitin-dependent protein catabolic process via the multivesicular body sorting pathway. Gene Ontology annotation, cellular component: ESCRT II complex. The coding region runs from base 1 to 789 and encodes 262 amino acids.